UCAGUUUGAGGGUCCAUGGGCGCCAAAAACUCCCUCUCCCCCAAAAUUUGCGUCCCCGCCAAAGACAAUGGUCCGGAAACGCACCCAUUUCAUAUAAGUUCAACCGACGCUUCAGAACUUCACACUCUCACCCUCUCAAGUGAAAAAAAAAAGCCUUUUGAGGGAAAGGAAGACCCUCACGAAAUGGGUUCCGCUUCUCUUCUGGAUUCUUCCACUAACAACCCUUCUCAACCCUCUUCUGCUUCAAAAUCAGGUGUUGAGAACGGUAAGAGUAAACAGAAGUCUGUUGUUUCCAAUACUGACGAGGAAGUUGUGGCCAAAGAUAAACAAAAGAAGCGAAGUUUGUCGAAGAGCAGUGAGCAGCCAAACGGCAAGAAGAAUAAACAGAAAUCUGCUGUUUCCAAAACUGAAGAGGAAGUUAUGGCUAAAGAUAAACAAAAGAAGCAAAAUUUGACAGAGAGCGAAGGGCAGUCAAAUGACAAGAAGAGUAAACAGAAAUCUGUUGCUUCCAAAACUGAAGUGGAAGUUAUGGCUAAAGAUAAACAAAAGAAGCGAAAUUUGUCGGAGAACACUGCAGCUAUGCGCAAAAUGCCAAAACGUGCUGCAGCGUGUACAAAUAUGAAGGAGAAGUCCUUUUCAAUAUCCGAGAAGUCUUGUCUCAUUGAAACAGAGGAGGAUCAGAUUGUAGAAGAAGAAAUUCUAGCUGUUCGCAUGACUGCUGGACAGGAUGAUGGUCGUCCAAAUAGGAGAAUUACAGAGUUCAUCCUCCAUGGUGAAAGUGGUACAAGACAGCCACUUGAGAUGCUGGAAGUUUAUGAUUUAUAUAUCAGUGGGGUUAUACUGCCGCUUGAAGCAAGCACAGGCAAGAAGAAAGAGAAAGGUGUUAGAUGUGAAGGCUUUGGUCGAAUUGAAUCAUGGGAUAUAUCUGGCUAUGAAGAUGGCUCUCCAGUGAUAUGGCUUUCUACUGAUGUUGCUGAUUAUGAAUGCCAUAAACCUGCCACUAGUUACAAGAAAUAUUAUGAUCAUUUCUUUGAAAAGGCCCGUGCAUGUAUAGAGGUAUACAAAAAACUUGCCAAGUCCUCUGGUGGGGACCCUGAUAUCAGUCUUGAUGAGUUGCUUGCAGGUAUGGUGCGGUCUAUGAGUGAUAGCAAAUGCUUUACUGGAACUGCAUCCAUAAAGGAUUUUGUUAUUUCUCAGGGUGAGUUUAUUUAUAAGCAACUCAUUGGUUUGGACAUGACAUCCAAGACAAAUGACAGGAUGUUUGCAGAUAUCCCUGCUCUUGUUGCUCUUAGAGAUGAGAGUAAGAAACAAGCAAACUAUGUACAUGCUCAAGUAAUGCCCUCAGAUGGGACUCUAAGGAUUGGUUCAGGAAUUGGAGAUGAAGAAAACAAGAAUCAGAUGGAUUUAGUGGCUUCCGUAGAUGAGGAAGAUGAGGAUGCAAAGCUAGCACGGCUGUUGCAGGAAGAAGAGUAUUGGCAAUCUAUGAAGCAGAAGAAAAACUCCAGAUCAACCCCCACAUCUAACAAAUACUAUAUCAAAAUCAAUGAAGAUGAGAUUGCCAAUGAUUACCCUCUUCCUGCUUAUUAUAAAACCUCUGUUCAGGAAGCAGAUGAGUUUAUACUUUUUGAUAAUGACUAUGAUGCGUAUAACACUGAAGAUCUUCCAAAAAGCAUGCUGCAUAAUUGGUCUUUAUACAACUCAGAUGCAAGAUUGGUUUCCUUGGAACUUCUUCCUAUGAAGCCUUGUUCAGACAUUGAUGUUACCAUCUUUGGAUCAGGUUCAAUGACUCCAGAUGAUGGAAGUGGGUUCCAUCUUGAUACUGAGCCUGGCCAAUGUUCUUCCACUGGUUCUGGAGCACAGGUUGCUGAUGGAAUUCCAAUUUAUCUGAGUGCCAUAAAGGAAUGGAUGAUUGAAUUUGGAUCAUCUAUGGUUUUUAUAUCCAUCCGGACAGAUUUGGCCUGGUAUAGACUUGGCAAACCAUCAAAGCAGUAUGCUCCUUGGUAUGACACCGUAUUGAAAACUGCAAGGCUAGCUAUAAGCAUUAUCACCUUGUUGAAGGAACAGAGCCGAGUAUCACGACUUUCCUUUGGAGAUGUCAUUAAGAAAGUAUCUGAGUUUAAUCAGAAACAUAGUUCUUACAUUUCUUCUGAUCCAUUGACUGUUGAGAGAUAUGUUGUUGUCCAUGGACAGAUAAUUCUGCAACUGUUUGCAGAAUUUCCUGAUGACAUGAUCAGAAAGUCUGCAUUUGUGACUGGUCUUGCAAACAAAAUGGAAGAGCGACACCAUACCAAAUGGUUAGUGAAGAAGAAAAAAGUUGUGCCAAGGAGUGAACCAAAUUUAAAUCCCAGGGCAGCAGUGGGUCCUAUUGUAUCAAAGAGGAAAGCUAUGCAAGCUACAACAACAAGGCUGAUCAAUAGAAUAUGGGGAGAGUAUUACUCAAACCACUUGCCAGAAGAUUCAAAAGAGGGAACUGCUACUGAGUUAAAGGAUGAGGAUGAAGUGGAGGAACAGGAAGAAAAUGAAGAUGAGGACAAUGAAGACGAGACAAUACUUUUGGAGGGAACCCCAAAGCCACAUUCAGCUUCAAAGCAGACUAAAACAUUUUCUGCUGAGACAGAAAUAAGAUGGGAAGGGGAACCUGAAGGGAAGACUAGUUCUGGAUAUCAUGUUUAUAAACAGGCAAUCAUUCAUGGAGAAGUUGUUUCUGUAGGAAGCUCUGUUUUAGUGGAAGUUGAAGAAGCAGAUGAACUUCCAGACAUAUAUUAUGUUGAAUAUAUGUUUGAAUCAAAGAAUGGGAGAAAAAUGUUUCAUGGUAGGAUGAUGCAGCGUGGUUUUCAGACUGUUCUUGGCAAUGCUGCUAAUGAGAGAGAGGUGUUUUUGACUAAUGAGUGCAGGGAUUUGGGGCUGCAGGAUGUCAAGCAGACAGUUGUUGUGAGUAUUCAAAAAAAGCCUUGGGGGCAUCAGCAUCGAAAGGACAAUAUUGCUGCAGAUAGAGUUGACAGGGCUAGAGCAGAAGAAAGGAAGAAGAAAAGACUACCUACUGAAUAUUACUGUAAAAGCCUGUACUGGCCUGAAAGAGGUGCUUUCUUUAGCCUUCCAUUCAAUACUAUGGGUCUAGGGUCUGGUGUUUGCCCAUCUUGCAAAAUACAGGACACUCAAAAGGAGAAGGAUAUUUUCAAAGUACUUUCCUCCAAGUCUGGUUUCCUAUUGAAAGGAACCGAGUAUUCUCUUAAUGAUUAUAUUUAUGCAAGUCCUUUUGAAUUUGAGGAAAAGAUAGAGCAAGGGACCCAUAAGAGUGGGAGGAAUGUAGGGUUGAAAGCUUAUGUUGUGUGCCAAGUGCUUGAGAUCAUUGUCAAAAAGGAAAUAAAACAAGCUGACUCAAGAUCUACACAGAUCAAAAUCAGAAGGUUCUUCAGACCAGAAGAUGUAUCAGAUGAGAAGGCUUACAGCUCUGAUAUACGAGAGGUGUAUUACAGUGAGGAAACACAUAUAAUCUGUGUGCAAUCUGUAGAAGGGAAAUGUGAAGUCAGAAAGAAGAAUGACAUUUCUGAACCCAGUGCCCCUGGAUUCUUCCAAAAUGUAUUUUUCUGUGAGUACUUGUAUGAGCCUGCCAGUGGCUCGCUGAAGAAGUUGCCAGCUCAUAUAAAAGUUAAAUAUUCAAGUGGACAAACAUCUGAUGCUGCAGCUAGAAAGAGGAAAGGAAAAUGUAAAGAGGGAGAUGGUGUCCCAGAGUCUGAUAAGGAAGGGAAAACAUUAACUGAAAAACGUUUAGCAACCCUAGACAUUUUUGCAGGUUGCGGUGGCUUAUCACAGGGGUUGCAUCAGUCGGGAGUUUCAUCAACUAAAUGGGCUAUAGAGUAUGAAGAGCCGGCUGGUGAUGCAUUUAAAGCUAAUCAUCCUGAGGCAUUGGUGUUCAUUAACAAUUGCAAUGUUAUUCUUAGGGCUGUGAUGGAAAAAUGUGGAGACACAGAUGAUUGUAUCUCAACAUCCGAGGCUGCAGAAUUGGCUGCAAAGCUUGAUGAGAAAGAAAUAAGUAGUUUACCCAUGCCUGGACAAGUUGAUUUCAUUAAUGGGGGUCCUCCAUGCCAAGGUUUCUCUGGGAUGAAUAGGUUUAACCAGAGCAGUUGGAGUAAAGUCCAGUGUGAGAUGAUAUUAGCAUUCUUAUCCUUUGCCGAUUAUUUCCGGCCAAGGUACUUCUUGUUGGAAAAUGUGAGAAACUUUGUGUCUUUCAAUAAAGGACAGACACUCCGUUUAACUUUGGCUUCGCUUCUUGAGAUGGGUUAUCAGGUGAGGUUUGGUAUCCUUGAGGCUGGAACAUUUGGGGUUUCUCAGUCAAGAAAAAGGGCAUUCAUAUGGGCAGCCUCUCCUGAGGAUGUGCUUCCUGAAUGGCCAGAACCAGUGCAUGUCUUUUCGGCUCCCGAAUUGAAGAUCAAAUUGUCAGAGAAUGUCCAGUAUGCUGCUGUCCGGAGUACUGCAAAUGGUGCUCCAUUACGUUCGAUAACUGUAAGAGAUACCAUUGGUGAUCUCCCUCCUGUUGGCAAUGGAGCCUCAAAAGGAGUUAUGGAGUAUCAAAAUGAUCCUGUCUCGUGGUUUCAAAAGAAGAUUCGUGGUGACAUAGCUCUCUUGACUGAUCAUAUUUCAAAGGAGAUGAACGAAUUAAACUUGAUUCGAUGCCAGAGAAUACCUAAGAGGCCAGGUGCUGAUUGGCGUGAUCUUCCAGAUGAGAAGGUAAAUUUGUCUACCGGACAAAUUGUUGAUUUGAUACCAUGGUGCUUGCCAAACACGGCUAAGCGACACAAUCAAUGGAAGGGACUGUUUGGUAGGUUGGAUUGGCAAGGGAAUUUCCCAACUUCCAUUACAGACCCUCAACCAAUGGGGAAGGUUGGAAUGUGCUUCCACCCUGACCAAGAUAGGAUUCUUACUGUUAGAGAAUGUGCUCGGUCUCAAGGCUUCCCAGAUAGCUAUCAAUUUUGUGGCAAUAUCAUACACAAGCACAGGCAGAUUGGUAAUGCUGUGCCUCCUCCUCUGGCAUUAGCAUUAGGGAGGAAGCUCAAGGAAGCAGUGGAUAGUAAGAGCUUCACUUAGAAGAUGUCAGAUAGUGCAAAAAAUCAUUCAGGGUUCCAGAAACUAGAAACCCUUGUAUAUAGUUGAUCAUUUGUUUUGAGGUUAAUUGCUUGUCUAACUUUCCAAAACCAAAGAAUUGAAUGGAUCAUUUGUUCUCCCAUUGUGUAGUUGACAAUUGAGACCAAAAUUUGUUUUUGAAAUCGUUGACUUGGCAUUCAAUAGUUAAAAUUUAUAAAAU
This is a messenger RNA of Cajanus cajan (pigeon pea), 5302 nucleotides long. Its product is annotated as DNA (cytosine-5)-methyltransferase 1. Gene Ontology annotation, biological process: negative regulation of gene expression via chromosomal CpG island methylation; DNA methylation-dependent constitutive heterochromatin formation. The record is from RefSeq and is a predicted model, not a curated record. Gene Ontology annotation, molecular function: DNA binding; DNA (cytosine-5-)-methyltransferase activity; chromatin binding. Gene Ontology annotation, cellular component: nucleus. Lineage: Eukaryota; Viridiplantae; Streptophyta; Magnoliopsida; Fabales; Fabaceae.